Rhipicephalus sanguineus (brown dog tick) is the source of this 1112-nucleotide messenger RNA. Its product is annotated as myosin heavy chain, cardiac muscle isoform-like. The record is from RefSeq and is a predicted model, not a curated record. The transcript has a single exon. NCBI's taxonomy places the organism in Eukaryota, Metazoa, Arthropoda, Arachnida, Ixodida, Ixodidae. Bases 418 to 1086 code for a protein of 222 amino acids.
GGUGCUGAGGAAAGCAGGUUGCUCGCCGAAGAGAAGCAAUCUGAGGUUACUAGAUUAAGCUCCGAAGCCGAGGAGCUUCGUAAGGAAUUGCAGGCGAGCUUGGCCCACCUGAAGAAAGCAGAAAGAAAGAGUUGCAGCUCGUGGACGAGCUGACAUUGUUGAGAUCGCAAACAGAGCAAGGCCAAGUUGCGCUUGUGGAAAGGUGCAAAGCGUUGGAGAGCAGUGUUGAAGAAAGCAAAAGGCUGGAGCAAGAGAGACAGUCUGAGAUAGCCAGGUUAAGUUCCGAAGCCGAAGACCUGCAUAAAGAGUUGACGGCGACGUUAUCACUGCUUGAGGAAAGCAGACAGAAAGAAUGUCAACUGACGCAGGAGGUGCAAUAUUUGAAGUCGGAGGUUGAGAACCAAAGUGCUUGCCUGAAUGCAGUGUGAAGGCCUAAAGAAGGAGGUCGAAGACCACAGGUUACUUGCCGAAGAGCGGCUUUCCGAGGUGGACAGGCUGACAUCCGAGGCUGAACAGUUGCGCAAGGAGCUGCAGACAAAUACGUUAGGACUGAGGGAAGCUAAACAAAGGGAGCAUCAGAUGAUGGAGGAGAGUGAGUCCUUCAAAUCACAAAUGGAGCAGAAGCAGAGUAUAUUUGAAGAACAGGUUAAGAAUCUCAAGGCGAAUAUUGAAGAAACAAGAAAACUAGCCGAAGAAAGGCAGUUGGAAGUCGGUAGACUGACGUCUGAAGUCGAAGACCUGCGGAAGGAGCUUGAUACAAGCUUAGUUCAGUUAGAUGAAAGCAGGCUGAGGGAAUCGCAACUGACGAAAGAGUUGCAGUUGUCUAAAUCGCAGACAGAGCAAGACCAUAGUACACUCGCUGAGCGGUGCAGAGCCCUAGAAAAAGAAGUUGAUGAAACCAAGCAGCUCGCAAACGAGAGGCAGUCCGAGGUUGUGAAAAUCGCCUCUGAUGUUGCAAGCCUUCAGAAGGAACUUGAAGUAAACAUAGCCCAGCUGAAGAAAAGUGGAGAGAGGGAAUCACAGUUAGCGCAAGAGCUGGAGCUGUUCAGAUCGCAAGCAAAGGAAGAGCAAACGUGCACUCAUUGAGCGAUGCAGAUCUCUAGAGAAGGAAA